UCGCGCUGCGUAAGCAUGCGGCGAAGCUGUGACGCUGGCGUCUCGACUCUGGCGGUGAUUCGGCAAGCCGGCGCCUUGCUGCUCGCCGUUCUGGUUCUUCUUCAGUGCCAGUGCGGUGAUGCUUGGCCAUACCGGCAUCAGCGUAAGCGCGCGGGUCCAGGCGCGACGAGGAAUGAAGAAGAGUUGCCUCUGUACCUGACGCCGUACGUGGUACAGGGCAGGGUACGCGAUGCCCGCGAGCGCAGCCGCGUGGGCGCCAUCGGGGGCUCGCCGGACAUCGAGAGCUACGCGGGAUUUCUGACAGUGCGAGAGCGACAGCUCAACCACCUGUUCUUCUGGUUCUUCCCGGCCAUUAAGAAGCACCCGGGCGGACCGGCUCCGCUGGUGCUGUGGCUUCAGGGCGGACCAGGCGUGCCGUCAGUGAUGGGGGCGCUUGUGGAGCAUGGUCCCCUGCGCGCCAUCGCCGACGGCACGACGGCCUUCAGGGCGCACACGUGGGCACAGGAGGCGUCGGUCGUGUACGUGGACCAGCCCGUGGGCACGGGCUUCAGUCACUCGCACGACGGUGUCGACGACGGCUGGUACUGCGCCAACGCCUCCGACGCUGCCGCUGACCUCUACGAGUUCAUGGGCCAGUUCUGCGUCAUCUUUGCCGAGUGCCACCGCGCCGACUUUUUCAUUGCCGCCGAGAGUUACGCAGCCAAGUUCGCUUUGACACUGGCGACCAUGAUGAACAUGAUGCGGGACGAAGACUCUCUUCCGCGGCUCAAGGGCCUCGUCCUGGCCAGCCCGUUUGUGGACCCGGAGAACCAGCUGGACAACAGCGAGCUGCUGCACCAGACAGGGUUCCUGACCGACGCCCAAGCUGCGCUCCUCUGGGAGCAGUACAAUCGGGUGGUUCGCCUCAUCCGCCGCGGUAACUACACGACUGCCAAAGACCUCCUGGAGGUCAUCAUAGACGGCAACCCGACCGUGUCGACGACGCUGUUCGGCAACCUGACGGGCCUGCGGCAGGCGUACGACCUGGACCUCACGUACCCUCCGGCCAUCUUCUCCGGUUACGAGCAGUUCGUGGAACGGGCUGAGGUGCGUCGCGCCCUGCACGUUGGCCGCCAGCUGGUGUUCGUGGCCGACGGCGACGCCGUCACGCACGGCAUGUACGCCGACAUCCUGGUCUCGUACAAGCAUCAGCUGGCAGAUCUGCUCGACCAGGACCUCAAGGUGCUAGUGUACUGUGGCCAAAAGGACCUGCUCACUCCCUUGAGCUCCGUGGAGCGUUUCAUGAAGACGGUGAACUGGAAGGGCCAGCGGAUGUACGCCACCACGCCGAGGCUUCCCUGGCGACUGGGCACGGACCAAGUGCUGGGUUACUACCGUCAUGUGCACAACUACACUGAGGUGCUGGUAAGGGGAGCCGGCCACGUGACAGCGUUCGACAAGCCCAAGGAAGUGUUGGCUCUCGUCACCAGGUUCAUCUAUGGAGCACCGAUCGACGAUGCACGAUGAGUC
Molecule: messenger RNA, 1509 nt
Organism: Rhipicephalus sanguineus (brown dog tick)
Lineage: Eukaryota; Metazoa; Arthropoda; Arachnida; Ixodida; Ixodidae
Product: probable serine carboxypeptidase CPVL
Exons: 6
Coding region: 16-1506 (496 amino acids)
Biological process (GO): proteolysis
Molecular function (GO): serine-type carboxypeptidase activity
Source: RefSeq, a predicted model, not a curated record